This is a messenger RNA of Penicillium antarcticum, 5346 nucleotides long. RefSeq names its product formin sepA. The record is from RefSeq and is a predicted model, not a curated record. NCBI's taxonomy places the organism in Eukaryota, Fungi, Ascomycota, Eurotiomycetes, Eurotiales, Aspergillaceae. The transcript has 3 exons. Gene Ontology annotation, cellular component: mating projection tip; cell division site. Gene Ontology annotation, molecular function: actin binding; small GTPase binding. Gene Ontology annotation, biological process: actin filament bundle assembly; barbed-end actin filament capping; mitotic actomyosin contractile ring assembly. The coding region runs from base 1 to 5346 and encodes 1781 amino acids.
AUGCCGUCCAGCUCACACGCCGACAAAUCGAGGCAAACGUCGGCUGGAAAAUCGUUUUUCGGACGCAAGUUGUACAAAGAGAAACCUGCGGAGGAUCGAUAUGAUAAUUAUGGCGGUUCCUUCGACAGCCUGGCUCCCCCGGGGAGUGCCGCUGGCUCACGCUCAUCCCGCUAUUCAAAGCGGUCUUCAAUCCAAUCCGUCGAUAUGACCCAUGACUUAGACACAGGUAGCCUCGCUCCCACUGCCGGUGUGAUCACUUCCAUCCCCUUCGAAAGCCUUCCUUCCGACACGCGCACGCCCAUCUCAAUCGACAGCAUGUCCCGUCCGGAUUCGCGCCAUGAACCCUCGCCCAACCACCUGGGUAAAGCUGGAGCGGACUUCCACCAAUAUCCUACCUGGACCUCGACAUCUGCGCCAAAUGGCUCGCCUUCACAUCCCUCUGGCCCGCGUCCUCCCCCGCAUGGCUCAAACACCACCAUGUCAAGUAGCCAGUCGGGCGCGGGCGGUGCCAGAUAUCAACAAUGGGGACGACCAGGUAGUUCAGCCGCGAACAUGGGUCCCAGCCAUAAUUCCUCUUCGAUCGAUUCAUCCUCCAACUCGCGCACCUCUCUCGACCAAACAAGCCUUUAUUCCUCUGUUUCGUCGAAUGCGCGGGGUUCAAACUACUUCGCCUCGGACGGCUCUUCCCGCACCCUCACACCCUCACAUUCAAGUGAUCGCAACAUUGGUUUCCCUCAAAGCUCUAAUUCUGGCCGCUUGUCAAAUGCCCCAUCAACACACCAGAUCUCGCAACCUAUACCGGCCGCUGUACCCCGGCCACAAGAUAAUUAUCUCACUCGACCGAGAGACGACCGGAUUGUGGAUCAGCUAUUUCUGGAGUUGAUGCAGAAGAGAGGCUGGCAGAAUCUUCCUGAGCAAGCGAAGCGGCAGAUGUUGUCAUACCCCGCCUCAAAGAAAUGGACGCUUGUACACCAGGAUCGUCUUACUGAGUUACAAGGCGAGCAGAAGAGACGACAGAAUGCCCGACAAACUCAUGGUCAUGAUGGUCUGUCUGGUUUGCUGGAGCGUGCUGACGAAGAUGGUAGUCCGGAGUGGUAUGUGAAGAAGGUUAUGGAUGAUACUAUUACUUCCAAGCAGCUUGCCAGCUUGAGCGUGAGCUUGCGCACACAACCUAUCAGCUGGGUGAAAGCCUUUGUUGAAGCUCAAGGUCAAGUUGCAUUGACCAAUGUCCUCUUGAAGAUCAAUCGUAGGAAAGCAUCUGGUCCUGUACCAGCGCCACCAACGGGAGAUAAGGAUCUCGACCGCGAAUAUGAUAUUGCCAAAUGUUUGAAAGGUCUCAUGAACAACAAAUAUGGUGCAGAUGAUGCUCUAGAACAUCAAAAUGUCCUGGUUGCCCUUGUCAGCUCCCUAUCAUCCCCCCGUCUGAACACCCGGAAACUCGUCAGUGAGGUUCUUACCUUCCUCUGUCACUGGGGCGAUGGCCAAGGCCACCAAAAGGUCCUCCAGUCCAUGGACAAGGUCAAAAACGACCACAAUGAAACUGGCCGCUUCGACGCCUGGAUGCGUAUCGUCGAGGUCACCAUCGAUGGCCGUGGAAAGAUGGGCAGUCUGGUCGGUGCCAGCGAGGAGUACCGCAGCGGUGGUAUCGGCAUGGAGAACCUACUCAUGGAAUAUGCCGUGUCAACCAUGAUCCUGAUCAACAUGUUGGUCGAUGGAGCCGAAACAGACCUGCAGCUACGAUGCCACAUCCGCGCACAGUUCACAUCAUGUGGAAUCAAACGUCUGUUGACCAAGAUGGAGGGCUUCCAAUACGAGGUCAUCGACAAGCAAAUCGAGCGGUUCCACGAUAACGAAGCUAUCGAUUAUGAGGAUCUCCUUCAGCGCGAGAACAGCAGCGUCAAGGAUAGCAUCGAGGGCGAAGUCAAGGAUAUGAGCGAUCCCAUGCAGAUCGUUGAUGCAAUUUCGUCCAAGAUCAAUGGCAGUCGCUCUCACGACUACUUCCUGUCCGCCAUGCAGCAUAUGCUUCUGAUCCGGGAGAACUCCGGUGAGGAGGGGCUGCGUAUGUUCCAGCUGGUGGACGCUAUGCUGAGCUACGUGGCUAUGGACCGAAGGUUGCCCGACCUUGACCUACGGCAGGGGUUGACCUUUACCGUGCAGAGCUUGUUAGAUCGACUGCAUACCGACGCUGAGGCGAGACGGGUAUACGAUGAGUCUCUCGAGGCUCGGCAGAUUGCCGAGGCUGCCAUCGCCGAGCGUGACGAGAUGAGAGCCCAGGUUGAGCUUGGUGCAGAGGGCCUGGUCAAGAAGCUGCAGAAGCAAAUUGAAGAGCAGGCUGGCAUUAUCGAGCUGCAACAACGACAGAAUGAAUCUUUCAAGGCUGAGGUUGCGGAAGUACAGCGAUUGCGUGCGCAGGAAUUGCAACGCAAUGAGUUGGAAACUAGAGAAUUAUACCUCAUGCUCAGAGAUGCUCAGGAUAUCGCCGCUUCAAAUGCUCGCAAGGCUGCCAAUCCUGAAGCCGAGGCUGAUCCUUCCCAGAUGCCUGGUAUCAUGGAUCGGGAACGACUCAUGGAGCGUCUGGAGCGUCAGCUCGAGCGGACCAAGACCCAGUUCAAGCUUGAAGGCAAGGUUUGGGGCCAGCAUGGACCAUCUGAUCGCUUGCGUGAAUUACGUGAGAAGAUGGAUGGCGAGGGUGAGGACAGUGAUGAAUUCGCUGAAACUACCAGACGCAACCUGGACCCCGGUUCUCUGGGCUCUGUCUAUCGCAAGCGCAGCCAUGUCCCUGAGAUGGAUGCUGUUGAGGAUGGAGAAGAAAUCUUGGACAACAAUGGCCAGCCGAUUGAUCGGGCUCGUCUUGCUGAUCUAUACCGUCACCGUCUGAACCCUGCCCAGGCUACUGGUUUACUAGGCGAGAUUGCGUCUAGGGUUCCUAAGUUCGAUGCUGAAGAUCCUGAUGCUACUCCGACUGCACCUGAUGCUGCUGAAGGUGAGCAGACUCCUGUCGCAGCUCUGCCCCCUCCGCCUCCUCCUGGAGGCAAGAUGGUCCCUCCACCACCUCCUCCCCCCGGAGGCUUGGCUGUUCCUCCUCCCCCACCUCCGCCAGGUGGCAAGAUGGUUCCCCCUCCACCUCCACCACCGGGUGGAGCAGCUGGACUGCCUCCUCCCCCGCCGCCUGGUGGAAAGGUUGGACUGCCCCCUCCACCUCCGCGGGGUGGUACCAAGGGUGUUCCUGGACUUCCACCACCGCCUCCACCCCCCGGUGGAAAGGGUCUCAUGCCUCCUCCGCCUCCACCCCCCAACGCUCCCCUUGGCUCCGGCUGGCGAGCGGCAUACCUGGUUGGCGAUGUUUCACCUGGUACAACCAUGAUGCCUUCUAUCCGACCUAAGAAGAAGCUCAAGGCUCUGCAUUGGGACAAGGUCGAUACUCCUCAAGUGACUGUCUGGGCUGCGCACGCGCCCACCGCCGAGCAGAAAGAAGAGAAGUACACCGAGCUCGCUAAGAAGGGUGUAUUGGACGAAGUCGAACGACUGUUUAUGGCAAAGGAGACCAAGAUCUUCGGAGCCAGCACCGCCGCCAAGCAGCGCAAGGACAAGAAACAGAUCAUCUCGAACGAUUUGUCCAAGAACUUCCAGAUCGCCUUGGCCAAGUUCUCUCAAUAUCCCGCCGAAGAGGUAACCCGCAUGAUCAUCCACUGUGACAAGGAUAUUCUCGACAACAUGGUCGUCAUGGACUUCUUGCAACGAGAGGAGAUGUGCAACAUUCCCGAGAACGUCGCCAAGCUCAUGGCACCAUAUAGCAUGGACUGGACCGGCCCUGGCGCAGCCAGCUCUGAUCGGGAACAAGAUCCUACUGAGAUCACCCGUGAAGACCAGAUUUAUCUCUACACUGCCUUCGAGUUGAACCACUACUGGAAAGCAAGAAACCGAGCUCUUGCUCUGACACGCUCAUAUGAACCAGAGUACGAGCAUCUCUCAAGCAAACUGAAGGAGGUCGCACGAGUCAGCGAGUCACUGCGUGAUUCCGUUUCCUUGAUGAACGUUCUCGGUUUGAUCCUGGAUAUUGGUAACUUCAUGAACGACGCAAACAAGCAAGCCCAGGGUUUCAAGCUGAGCUCCCUUGCUCGACUGGGCAUGGUCAAGGACGACAAGAACGAGACGACCUUUGCUGAUCUUGUCGAGCGUAUCGUUCGUAAUCAGUAUCCUGAGUGGGAAGGUUUCCUUGAGGAGAUCAGUGGUGUCAUUGGUCUGCAGAAGAUUAAUGUUGAUCAGCUGCGCACUGAUGCUAAUAAGUACAUCGGCAAUAUCAAGAACGUGCAGUCCAGUCUAGAUGCUGGUAACCUGAGUGAUCCCAAGCGAUUCCACCCUGAGGAUCGUGUCAGCCAGGUCGUUCAGCGGUCUAUGAAGGAUGCCCGGCGCAAGGCUGAGCAGCUGCAGCUCUAUCUCGAUGAGAUGGUCAAGACGUAUGAUGAUAUUAUGGUCUUCUACGGUGAAGACAAUGCGGACGAGAAUGCCAGACGUGACUUUUUCGCCAAGCUAAGUGCGUUCUUGGUUGAGUGGAAGAAAUCCCGCGAGAAGAAUACUUCUUUGGAGGAAUCGCGGAAACGCACAGAAGCAUCCCUCGCUCGCAAGCGUAUCAACGUUAACCUUGCCAACAAUGGUCCCCCUACGGAAACUGCCAAUUCGCCUGCUACAAGUGGUGCCAUGGAUUCAUUGCUUGAGAAGCUACGUGCCGCGGCGCCUCAAGCCAAGGAUCAACGAGACCGUCGUCGUCGUGCUCGUCUCAAGGAGCGCCAUCAGGUCCGUGUGGCCUCUGGCCAGAAACCGCCGUCUGAUAUAAAUGACGCGGAAGAAGAAGAUGGGACUGAGAAGCCGGCUGAUGGCGAAGGCCGUGCUGACGAGAAUGGUCAUCUCAGCCCUCCAAUCCCUGAAGACGAAGAUGGCAAGCAAGAAGCUCAGGUUUCUGAAGGGGAGGAUGUUGCCGAUCGUGCUGCUAGCAUGCUCCUCGGUCUACGGAGUAAUUCUGAUGCAGGCGGCGAGCGCCAAAGAAGGAGAAGAGAGAGCGCCGACGAAGAGCGUCGUAAUCGCCGCAUGAGACGCCGCAAUCCUGCAACGAGCGGAAGCAAAGAUAGUGCCGAUGGCGGCCUUCCCACAGUGCAAGAACCUGCUUCUCCAACGCGGACGGAAUCCGCAGUCACGGAUGAUCCCCCCGCCAGUCCACCCGACUCUCAACCUCCACCUUCGAUUGUCGUCUCAGAGCAGGAUGACGCAUUAUCACAAGACCCUCCCUCGGAGGGUUCCUCCCCCAGAAACCAAUCGAUUUGUCGGACUGAGUCUGCCGACUAUCUCUAA